Lymnaea stagnalis (great pond snail) is the source of this 15523-nucleotide messenger RNA. The record is from the annotation of a GenBank genome assembly. Lineage: Eukaryota; Metazoa; Mollusca; Gastropoda; Lymnaeidae.
UCAAUGAUCUUAAUUGAUCUUUUUUUUUUCACAAAAAUAUUUCAGAGAUCACAUUUUAUACAGUUUAAAGAAGGCUACUGUACGACUGGAUUGGAUAUGUCUUACCCUUGUAGUUACAGUAUAUUAUCAAAACUUGAGGAGAGUGUCUUUUCAAAAGUUUACCUUCUGCAACACACAAAUGGUGAAAAAGUGAGUUAAAUGUUUUUUUUUAAUGCCUUAUUACACCACUAUCCCAUUCCAUUGUUACACUCCCACCCUUAAGCACAUGAAUUUGACUGCAUUUGCAUCUCCUGCCUUAAUGAUUAAUUAAAAUUAUGAAUAAAAUGGAGAUCAUUGAUUGAAAAGAUUAUAGUUUCUUUAGCUUUAACUAAAUUUCUGGUUUUGGUGGCUAAAGUAAUUAAAACAAUAAAUAAAUUUCAAAUGUUUGAACAGGUUAUACUUCAUCCAAUAUUUUGUUUUAAAUUGAACUUAAUCAUUUUAUAUCUUAUUACCGGGUAGUACACCUUGAAAGUCACUGAUGCUUCAAAGACAAAAAAAAAUGAAACAAAAGAGGAAGUGGAAGUACUUAUGAGACUUAAUCAUCCACAUCUUGUACAAUGCUGCAACUACUUCCUGUCCGGUGAGAGUGAUCUAUACCUUCUACUAGAACACAAUACAGGUGGGACUCUAUCUCGGGCCAUUGAAAAAAAUAUCCCAGAACCAAAGGCCCUAAAAUGGUUCUCUCAACUGGCCGAUGCUAUAAGGGUUUGUGUAAACCUUUCUUUUUUUCUUUCAAAUUUCCCAUAAUUUAAUGUCUGUUCUAUAUGUUUUAAGCAUGCUGUUUAAAGAAAUAAAUGUUAAGAAAAUUCUUAGGAAACGAGCAGAACAAAGUAUGGGAGAACCUGAAAAAAAAGAACGCAACAAAACAUCGAAUGUGUCGGCAAGAAGCCUUCAUCAGAAUUAAAUAAAAAUAACACUUAGCUGUAAUGCAGUAUCCGAGAGGACAGCAAGAGAAAUGUGUAAAAAAAUGCUCAGCUGGUUAAUAAAAAUUGCUGCUGUAAAAAUGCUGGCAAAAAUUACACUUGAUAGUUUAUUUGUUUCAUUUUUUUUGGGCAAUCUGUUGUUUAAGCAGAAUGUUAUGUAUAUUAGAAGAACAAUUGACACAGAAUUGACCCCAUUAACAUCUAGUCUAGAUGUCAGCUGAACCAAUGAUAUGAUAAUUUUGUAGGUCCUUCCUCUAUGUAAAUUGACCAUAGAAGUAGAAGCAUAUUGCAGAUUCUGAUUAUUGUGUCACGUACCGGUACACAUUUUUUUUCUUGGUUAUCCAAAAUAAGCAGUUGAAAAAAUUCUAAACUUCGGUCAGCGAAGGAGUGGACCCUAAAUGAUUUCUGUUAGAAAAAAUAGCAGUGUUGGUCGUGUGACAUGUCGUAACCUAUCAGUAACCGUGGGAAUCAUUAAUGAAUAGAGUUUACAUUACAUAGCAUAACUAAGUAACACUGAGAUAAUUAGCUUAAAUAAUGUGCUUUUUGCUGUCAAUAAUGAAGGGAAACUCCAAUGGGGUUUAGGAUUAUUGGAAGUUUCCAUCAAAAUUCUGAACAUCACAUUUUCAAACCAAGUUGAAUGACCUUUUAAUAAAAAAAAGGAAAAACAUUUUCUAAAACUGCAACAACAAUGGAAAUGAUAAGUUCAUAGGAUUACAGAUUAAUUAGACUCAGGGGACAUUAUUUUUAUAUAAUUUACUUUAUAAAAUAAACUUAGCGUUGUUUAAGAGUUAAAACCUAUCCAGUCAUCAUAAUAAGGCCAAAUUUGCUUGUGUGUCAAAAGCGCGAAUCUCCAGCUGCACUCCACACACCCUCACAACGAUGAUCGAGUUGGUCAUGGUCAAUAUGGACUGACGAACUAAAACAGCAGUGUCAAGAAAGUUCUGUUGGGCGGUUGUUAAUAGAAAUGAGUUUACCUAUGGAGAAAAAUAUUUUUCUAGUUGAGCUUUAUUUUCACUUGUAUGUAAGGAAUUAAGUGAUUGGGGGGGGGGGGGCAUGUUUGUUUAAAAGUGGGAGAACAAAGAUAGAUUUAAUAAGAUGGCACCAAGUAACACAAUUUUGGUGUCUGUUAUUACAAAAUUUUGCCAUUAUGAAAGUGCAUUGUAUCAAAUUUAUUUUCACUUGUAUGGAAGGGAUUAAGUGAUUGGGGGGGGGGGGGCAUGUUUGUUUAAAAGUGGCAGAACAAAGAUAGAUUUAAUAAGAUGGCACCAAGUAACACAAUUUUGGUGUCUGUUAUUACAAAAUUUUGCCAUUAUGAAAGUGCAUUGUAUCAACAGAAGAGAUGGUCUGGCAGACCCGUAACUUUUGGGAUGGUGAGAAUCAAGCCCAUUUUACCAGAGGGUUCUGAAUUUGCCCUUACAAAAUCUGCCAGGAACAUCUUUCAAACUCAACAUCAGCAUGCAUACGUCUGCAGAUUGUUUAAAAACAUAGGUAAAUUUUCAUACCGCACACAGGUUGGACAACGCUUGAUGGAGCCAGGAUGAGGUUUUUUGGGAAUUUUUGGCUAUGGUGUUUGAGGAUCAAGUUUAUCUAGUAAUGUGUGACUCUCCAAAGACCGUCACAUUAACUUACUAAUCGUACUGUUGAUGGAGGGCUUUUCCAGAAUCUUGUUACUUUAAACAAAAAAUCUCUAUUGGAAUGGUCUUCCACUUUUUUUCAAACACUAUCACCGUUUACAUUCACUUAUGUACAAGUGAAAAUUUUGCUGAACUAUGAAUAAUUUUUCCUCUGUGGAGAGACCCAUCUCCAGCAACUGCUUCCCAACACAUAAUGGUUUUCACUUCUAUGGUCACAUGGUGGCUGGAGCUAUGCACCGCUGACAAACGCAAGAUGCAGGAGUUUCAGCACUGUUAGUUUCAGGACAUGCUGUUUUUAUUCAAACUUUAAUCUAAAAUAAAACAAAAAUGUUAUAUUUUAUUGUUUAGUAUCUACAUUCUAUUCUUUUGCUAAUAUCUACAUUCUAUUCUAUUGUUUAGUAUCAACAUUCUACUUUUGCUAAUAUCUAUAUUCUAUUAUAUUAUUUAAUAUCCACAUUCUAUUCUAUUGUUUAGUAUCAACAUUCUAAUUUUGCUAAUAUCUACAUUCUAAUUCUAUUAUUUAGUAUCUACAUUCUAUGAAAGUGAUCCACCGUGACUUGAGGCCCGACAAUAUUUUUCUUGACAAUGAUGGUAACAUCAAAAUUGGGGACUUGGGAACUGCAAGGUAUAAGCAUAGUAGAAGUACAGUGAAAAUAGUUAAAGUCAUGAUAGUUGGUUUUGUGACACCAGAUCUAUCAUCUUUAUAUAAAUCAUUGUCGCUUUGAUGUGUAUUGAAUCCCUCCUCUGUAUUGAAUCCCUCCUCUGUAUUGAAUCCCUCCUCUGUAUUGAAAAAUACAGAGUGGAAUAGAUGCAAAUAUUCCUUUUAGAAAUUAUGUGAAAAUGUUGGAUGAUCAUGACAUUGUUCAGUUUAAGGCGUUGGUUACCAACCUGUUUGACUAGCGGAGCCCAUUUUAGAAUCACUUUCUUUGGCUGAGCCCCCUUAAGCCUAUCCUGUGUUUAACAAGUUAAAGUGUUAAAACAUUGUGUAACGGGGGAGAGAAUGGCUCUGGACCCACUGAAAAUUGCUUGGAGAGCCCUUAGGGCUCCACGGAGUACAGGAUGGGAACUGUUUUUUAAGAUGUUUGAAAUUUAUAUAACAAAUAAUUAAUGUAUUGAAUGCUUUUAUAUACAUAAUUAUUGAAUUGUACUGUAUUCAGUCAAAAAUGAUGUUAAUUGACUUGUAGGAUAACAUUUACUUUGUACCAAGAUUGAUCAAAGUUCUGUCCAGACAUUUUGACAAUGGUGUCAAUUUAAAGAGAUUGGAGUUAUGUAGUAUAUUUGGUUUUUGUUGCUAGACACUCAUGUGGUUAAUAUGAAUGGAAUACCCAUGAUAGUACAUCAGUGAUUUUUAAAAAAAAUAUUUUUUUGACAUACAUUUCUUACAAGCUCUUAAAGAUUUCACAAAGCUUUGCGUAUGGACUGCAUCUGAAAGUUCUGUUUUAGAACUUUGAACUUUUGCUUUUACAAUCAUUUCCAACUUAAAUGUGAUCAGUUCAUUUCAUGCAUUUUAUUUUGAAAUAAAAUUUAUUGGUAACACUUAUCAGUAGAGACUUAGAUAUAUUUUCACUUCAUUGAAAAUACCACUUGUUCCUCUGCAAUGUAGCUGUUAUACCAUUGAAUUAUUUACACACUUCAGACAGCAAGAAACUGUAGCAUUAAGUGGUGAUGCACCAGCGGGUACACCUUGUUACAUGAGUCCACAAAUCAUAAAUGGAAAACCGUACACAGAAAAGGUACUUUUUCAAAUUCGUAUACUUCUGUAAGAUUGUUACUCCAAAGAAGGUGGGCAAAAAGAUAUUACAGUGUGAACCAAACAUAAAUAGUAGUCUAGAAUAUUCAUAAUAUCACUUCAUAGAUGAAAUGUGUACAAUAUAAUUUUCUUGUAAACCUUAAAUUGUAAUCAUAAAGAUUAGCAACUAUCAACAAGCCAAAAUUUAAUAAUUAUUUAACAAAAAAAUGCAUACAAUUUUUUUUUGCAGCAAAAUUUUUUGCUAAUAGUAUUAGAAAUAUUAUUUCACAGCUGCAUUGAAUCCCUCCUCUGCAUUGAAUCCCUCCUCUGCACUGAAUCCCUCCUCUGCAUUGAAUCCCUCCUCUGCAUUGAAUCCCUCCUCUGCAUUGAAUCCCUCCUCUGCAUUGAAUCACUCCUCUGCAUUGAAUCCCUCCUCUGCAUUGAAUCCCUCCUCUGCAUUGAAUCCCUCCUCUGCAUUGAAUCCCUCCUCUGCAUUGAAUCCCUCCUCUGUAUUGAAUCCCACCUCUGUAUUGAAUCCCUCCUCUGUAUUGAAUCCCUCCUCUGUAUUGAAUCCCUCCUCUGCAUUGAAUCCCUCCUCUGUAUUGAAUCCCUCCUCUGCAUAUUUAGAUGACAUCUUCCUUGAAUGUUUAAGUUGAAUUCUUGACUUAUUCAGAUGAGAUAAUAAUAAUACAUGGUUGCUUUGAAAGCUUGGUGUAGGGUAGACAACAAAAAUAAAAAAAAAAUAACAGAGACUGAAAACUCUCUAGUUGCUAAAAUGUGUCUUUUUGGAUAUUCAAUCAUAGUUUAAAAUGAUCUGAGCCAAGGUUUAUUGUGUAUUUUCAAAAAGCAUCUUUCAAAGUUAAGUUAUAGUUAUACCGUACGUCAUUGUAGACUGAAUGAUUUUAUAGUUAUACCGUACAUCAUUGUAGACUGAAUGAUUUUAUAGUUAUACCGUAUGUCAUUGCAGACUGAAUGAUUUUAUAGUUUUACCGUAUGUCAUUGUAGACUGAAUGAUUUUAUAGUUAUACCGUACGUCAUUGUAGACUGAAUGAUUUUAUAGUUAUACCGUAUGUCAUUGUAGACUGAAUGAUUUGAUCCUUUCAAUUUUAUUAUUGUUUCAUUUUAUCACCAGUCAGAUAUUUGGAGUCUUGGCUGCAUUUUUUAUGAGAUACUUGCUCAGCAAGCGCCUUUCAGCUUUCCCAAGCUCAGUUCUAUUAUAUAUGAGCAUGUAAGUAAAUCUAAAAAAAACAUUGUGUUUGUUACUGUAGCAUGGUAAGAUUGUGUUUGUUACUGUGGCAUGGUAAUAUUGUGUUUGUUACUGUAGCAUGGUAACAUUGUGUUUGUUACUGUGGCAUGGUAAGAUUGUGUUUGUUACUGUGGCAUGGUAACAUCGUGUUUGUUACUGUGGCAUGGUAACAUUGUGUUACAAUGACACCGUACCAUUGUAACACAAACAAUGACACCGUUGGUAACAUUGUGUUUGUUACUGUGGCAUGGUAACAUUGUGUUUGUUACUGUGGCAUGGUAACAUUGUGUUUGUUACUGUGGCAUGGUAACAUUGUGUUUGUUACUGUGGCAUGAUAAUAUUGUGUUUGUUACUGUGGCAUGGUAACAUUGUUUGUUACUGUGGCCUGGUAACAUUGUGUUUGUUACUGUGGCAUGGUAAGAUUGUGUUUGUUACUGUGGCAUGGUAAGAUUGUGUUUGUUACUGUGGCAUGGUAAGAUUGUGUUUGUUACUGGGGUAUGGUAACAUUGUGUUUGUUACUGUGGCAUGGUAACAUUGUGUUUGUUACUGUGGCCUGGUAACAUUGUGUUUGUUACUGUGGCCUGGUAACAUUGUGUUUGUUACUGUGGCAUGGUAACAUUGUGUUUGUUACUGUGGCCUGGUAACAUUGUGUUUGUUACUGUGGCAUGGCAACAUUGUGUUUGUUACUGUGGCAUGGUCACAUUGAACCAAACAGAAUAAAGAAAAUGAUGGAGCAACUGACUUUGUAGACUUUGAGUAACACGAAGACUGUAGAGGAAUAUCUGUAUCAGAAGAAGAGAAAAAGUCACUUCUUUACAUUUCUGUGUUUUACAAAUUUCUGCUCUAUUUCAUGCCAGCACUGGCACAGUUUUAUUUGAAAAAAGUGAUUCUUUAUUAAGUAUAGAGCAAGGUUGCCUACUCUACUAGGUAUAGAGCAGGGUUGCCUACUCUACUAGGUAUAGAGCAGGGUUGCCUACUCUACUAGGUAUAGAGCAGGGUUGCCUACUCUACUAGGUAUAGAGCAGGGUUGCCUACUCUUCUAGGUAUAGAGCAGGGUUGUCUACCUUCCUUAUAUUUAAGGAUAGUCUGUACAGGGAACAUUUAACAAAGUCCACAAUAAUUUUUGAUUUUCCAGUAAAAAAAAAAAAAGACACUGUCCAUUUGAAACCAAAUAAAAUAGAACAUCUCAUCGUCUAUUUUGUAACUUAUUUCUGCUCAAAGGAUGAGUUUUAUUUCUCCCAGCCUCCAGCAAUACCAAACAUGGCCUAUGGAUUGAAUAUACGUUUCUUUAUCAAUACAAUUCUGGACAAAGAUGAUGCCAGACGACCCUCAGCACAGUGGAUUCUUGAUAAAGUUGUUGUGAGUUAUGAUCUAGUCAUUUUUAUCAAUAGGUGUUUAUUGAUACAUUUUAUUGAGUAGGACUGAGCUGGGUUUGUUUUUGUCCGGGCAUUUUGAGACUGUACCGGGUGGGUCCGGGCAUUUUGAGACUGUACCGGGUGGUUCUGGGCAUUUUGAGACUGUACCGGGUGGGUCAGGGCAUUUUGAGACUACCCAGUGGGUCCGGCAUUUUGAGAUUGUACCCGGUGGGUCCAGGCAUAUUGAGACUGAGCCCAGUGGGUCUGGGCAUUUUGAGACUGUACCCAGUGGGUCCGGCAUUUUGAGACUGUACCCGGUGGGUCCGGGCAUUUUGAGACUGUACCCGGUGGGUCUGGGCAUUUUGAGACUGUACCGGGUGGGUCGGGCAUUUUGAGACUGAACCCGGUGCAUCAGGUUAUUACAAUUCAGGAACCUUCAAUAAGACUAAGAGAGAAAAUCUUUUACAUUAAAUGGGGAAAAGUGAAAAUUGCAUGUAUAGAUGCAUUAAGGGGCCAUCCAUAUAUUAUGUACAAAACUCAUGUGUAGAUACAUUUAGGGGCUAUCCAUAUAUAAUGUACACAACUCAUGUAAAUAUGUAUUAAGGGGCCAUCCAUAUGUUAGAUGAACAACUGAUGUAUAGAUGCAUUAAGGGGGUAGGGGCCUGAUUAAAUCUUAAUUUGUAAAAAAAUUAUCGAAAUGUUUAAUUUUUUUCAAAUUUGAAAGUUCAACAUUCAUAGAAUCGACCACAUAUAAAUUGAUUAAAACAGGGAUAACAAUAAACAGCUGAUUUUGAACUCCCUACCUCUUUGAAAAAGUUGACCUAAUUUUAGUAAGAUUAUUAAAUAUUAAACAAUAAGACCCUUUUGACACCUGGAAAACUCUAUUUUUAAGUAUCAGAAUGGGCCAUUAUAAUAUAUAAACGGAAAGGUGAUAUCAUGGGCUAUUUUACUGUUAUGAAUUAUGAGCAUUAAGUAGAUUUUCCAUAAAUAUUCAAGCCCUCAAAUGUAUCAAAAAUAAUAUUUCAUUGGAUGACUAUUUUUUUUCAAUUUUUUCAUCGGUGUAAAAUGUAACCAUGGCCCUUAUUUUGUUCAUGCAUGCGCAGCCCAGUUUUCUCCUUCGAAUUUCUUUCCUAGCGACUCUUUCUUAGACUGACUUGUUACCGGCGCAUCAAUUUCCAACAUUUUUUUUCUACAAAAAAUUAUAAUAUGCUCUUCUAAGAGGCCUAAAAAGGGGGAGAGACCGGUUUGGUAAAAGCAAUGAAAAUAAAAAAACCUAGGGGAAUUCAUCACCCGGAAACUAACUGAAGUUUAUAAUUCAAGGUAAGUUUGCUAUUAGUAAAAGUAAAACUAGAAAUUAGGACCACAGGCCAUGUCAUGUCAUAGUUCAUACUAUUACUGGUAUUGUGGUAGUAGUCUCUUAUUAAAACUUUUUAGACUUUGUGUUAUUUUGGUGUGACCAGUCUUCCUGUUUCCAUUGUUUAGGUUAUGUUUAUGCGGGGGGGGGGGGGGGGGGGGUGGGAGACUGCAUAAAUUAUUGAUAUUAUAAACAUUUUUUUUUUUUUUUUUUUAGGGGGGGGGGGGGGGGGGGGGGGGGGGUGUCGGGAACUGACUUAAUUAGUAUACAUAUAAACAUUUUUUUUGUUUUGUUGUUACGUGCAACAUGGUGAUUGAAGAACCUUACUAGUAUUAGAUAGCAUAUGGAUUUAGCAAAGACUGUUUUUGUCAGGGGCAUAUAUUGCAAAAGAAAUUAUUUCAAUCAUAAGAAAGACCUAAGCUCAUUGUUAAUUCAUUUUAAUGAUGGAAAUCCAUUUCAAGGGGGUCAUACAACUACAAAUUCUUUUUUUUUUACAGUUCAUCCAUGAAUGCUGACUUGAGUGAGCCUGCAGUCAUGACAGAAACUACUGGACUGCUAAAAUGUAGUAGAGCGGAGCAGAGGUUCACUGUUUAAAAUAAUGCAACGGAGGGAAUACUUGACAACGACUCGUACACAAUGGUUCACAAUGGUACAUCAAAACUACCUCCAGUCUCCUCGAUCAGUAGAGGGAUGUACAAAUUGCAGAGGCAACAGCCUACAGCUAUUUCCAAAAAACGACAACAAACAAAUGGUCUGGCUGCCCAUUUAAAAAGGUGCUGUCCAGAUUGUAUGCCAGAGUGGUCAGAGUGGUCAGAUUGGACAUCUGCACAAGUGAAUAAGCAGUUUGACAUUAAUUACCUAACAAUUAUAGGUCGUAGCGACAAUGGAAUUGGGUGUGCUAUGUUGCAUUCUUUGUUUUCGGCAAUGAAUAUUAAAUCGCAGAUGCACCACAAAACCUAUUAUAGGUUGUCAAAAACUCUCAGCACGGCAGGAAAAGAAGCAGCAGAUGAAGCAAUGUGCCAAGCUGCUCGGCAGCAAAAGAAGCAGCAGAUGAAACAAUGUGCCAAGCUGCUCGGCAGCAAAAGAAGCAGCAGAUGAAACAAUGUGCCAAGCUGCUCGGCAGCAAAAGAAGCAGCAGAUGAAGCAAUGUGCCAAGCUGCUCUUGUUGUUUGUGAAAGAGCAAGAGCUGCAGACCCCCAAACAGACUAAGCCAAAAGCAAAACAGGGUGUCCUAUCAUCUCAAUGCCCUAUGAUGGCACCUGGCAAAAGCAAAACAGGGUGUCCUAUCAUCACUGUGCCCUAUGAUGGCACCUGGCAAAAGCAAAACAGGGUGUCCUAUCAUCACUGUGCCCUAUGAUGGCACCUGACAAAAGCAAAACCGGGUGUCUCAUCAUCACUGUGCCUUAUGAUGGCACCUGGCAAAAACGAGGCCAUUCAUCUCACAGCGUGGUUGGUGUUGCAAUCGACGUGGACGGUGGCCUAGUUUUAGUUACGCAUGUAAUCAGCAAGUAUUGUAAAAUGUGUGCCGCUGGGCCAAGGCCGGGUUCACCUGAAUUUGUAACCUGAAUGGAAAAACACAAACCCAGUUGUCAGAAGAAUGCAAUGGAGACUGUGUCAGACAGGAUGAUCUUUUCAAGAUCAGGCAAAAAGAGAAAUGUAAUUUAUGGCACAAUGCUUUGUGACGAAGUGCAGAAGUGUUAUGAAAUUGAAAUAACAAAAGAGGACUGUAUAAAUCAUAUCACAGAGAGGACCAUAUAAAUCAUAUCAUAAAGAGGACCAUAUAAAUCAUAUCAUAAAGAGGACCAUAUAAAUCAUAUCGCAAAACAGACUGUAUAAAUCAUAUCAUAAAGAGGACCAUAUAAUUCAUAUCGCAAACGGACUGUAUAAAUCAUAUCAUGAAGAAGACUGUAUAAAUCAUAUCAUAAAGAGGACCAUAUAAAUCAUAUCGCAAAACGGACUGUAUAAAUCAUAUCAUAAAGAAGACCAUAUAAAUCAUAUCGCAAAACGGACUGUAUAAAUCAUAUCAUAAAGAGGACCAUAUAAAUCAUAUCGCAAAACGGACUGUAUAAAUCAUAUCAUAAAGAAGACCAUAUAAAUCAUAUCGCAAAACGGACUGUAUAAUUCAUAUCAUAAAGAGGACCAUAUAAAUCAUAUAGCAAAACGGAAUGUAUAAAUAAUAUCACAAAGAGGACUGUUUAAAUAAUAUCGCUGCAAAAAAAUGUUUAAUGCUUUGGAAAAUGUGAAAAAAAAUCAAAGAAACUUAAAAUCACCAACUGACAAAAUCAGUUAUUGAGAAAAUAACUAAUAAAUAAAUUCAAAGAAUUUAAGAGACAAUGCACCAUGUACAUAAAAUAAAACAAGGUGAAUUCUUUCACAUGAUGAUUACCGACAAAACUCUUAACCACAGAAAUUGUCCAGAGGGGGAAAAUUCUUGGUGCCGCUACCAGAGAGCAGUAAAGACUGGUCUCCAUGAAAACACAGACCUACAUUUUCAUCACAAGUUUGGAGUAUUAUCUAUUAUUGUAAGAUUCACGGAAUCAAAUCUGUUUAACCGCUGUACUAAAACAGGUACGCAGGAUGUCUACGAAAGUUUCAUCUCGUUGAUUUGGCAGUGCUGCCCUAAAACUGUGUUUUUUUCCAUGGCAGCAGUGGAGAGGGAACAUCACUUGCCACUUUAUCGUUUAACUGUGGUCUGGUGGGACUAAAGUUGGUCCUAGAGAAAAUUGGAUUAAAGUGGGGGGAUUUAGUCAAUAUGUCUGCUACAAGGAUGUUGGAAUCCAAAUGUAACAAUCCAUAGAAACAGACACUGGGCAUUUAGACAAUAUGUCUUCUACUCUACAAGGAUGUUGGAAUCCAAAUGUAACAGUUCAUAGAAACAGACACUGGGCAUUUAGACAAUAUGUCUUCUACUCUACAAGGAUGUUGGAAUCCAAAUGUAACAAUUCAUAGAAACAGACACUGGGCAUUUAGACAAUAUGUCUUCUACUCUACAAGGAUGUUGGAAUCCAAAUGUAACAAUUCAUAGAAACAGACACUGGGCAUUUAGACAAUAUGUCUUCUACUCUACAAGGAUGUUGGAAUCCAAAUGUAACAGUUCAUAGAAACAGACACUGGGCAUUUAGACAAUAUGUCUUCUACUCUACAAGGAUGUUGGAAUCCAAAUGUAACAAUUCAUAGAAACAGACACUGGGCAUUUAGACAAUAUGUCUUCUACUCUACAAGGAUGUUGGAAUCCAAAUGUAACAGUUCAUAGAAACAGACACUGGGCAUUUAGACAAUAUGUCUUCUACUCUACAAGGAUGUUGGAAUCCAAAUGUAACAAUUCAUAGAAACAGACACUGGGCAUUUAGACAAAAUGUCUUCUACUCUACAAGGAUGUUGGAAUCCAAAUGUAACAGUUCAUAGAAACAGACACUGGGCAUUUAGACAAUAUGUCUUCUACUCUACAAGGGUGUUGGAAUCCAAAUGUAACAAUUCAUAGAAACAGACACAGGGCAUUUCCAAGUGGAAACAGAAGAAUCUUUAAAAAAGACGCUUUGAGCGAGAGCACCUCAAUGAAGUUGAAGAAGGGGAACCUAUGUUCCUGGUUCCUUUCAACAAUUGAUUUUGUUUAUAAAUGAUCAUGGUUAUGAUGCUGUACAAAAGAAAAUAAGCCACAUCACCAUCUUUCUAAAAUAAACUUUGUAUUUUUCACUUUCAACGUUUAAAAUUGAUUUUUUUUCAAAAUUGUUUUUAUUCUGUUUUUUUGUAACAUAGUGUUGUAAAAUCUCAGCUAAUUUAAAAACUAUAGUCUUAAAAUUUUGUGUGUAUCUUCCUUGUUGUGGGGAAUGAUCCAUACAAAAUGUAAUUUUUCUUCAAUUAAUUUUUUAUUUACUUUUGAUGAUAAAUUUUUAAGUUUUCUGCUGAGGCAAAAUAAAAAAAAUAAAUAGUAUUUACUAUUUUGAAAAAAUUAAACUAUUGGUAGCAUUCCAUGUUAUCAGUAGCCAUUUAAGUUAUCUUUACCCAUCAAUGUGAUCAGUAGGCUCCAAUGUUAUCUGUGGCCAUCCAUGUUAUCAAUAGCUACCCAUGUUAUCCGUGCCCAUCAAUGUGAUCAGUAGCCAUCCAUGUUAUCGGUAGCCAUCCAUGUUAUCUGUGCCCAUCAAUGUGAUCAGUGGCCAUCCAUGUUAUCUGUAGCCAUCCAUGUUAUCUGUGGCCAUCAAUGUGAUCAGUGGCCAUCCAUGUUAUCUGUAGCCAUCCAUGUUAUCUGUGGCCAUCAAUGUGAUCAGUAGCCAUUCAUGUUAUCUGUAGCCAUCCAUGUUAUCUGUGCCCAUCAAUGUGAUCAGUAGCCAUUCAUGUUAUCUGUAGCCAUCCAUGUUAUCUGUGCCCAUCAAUGUGAUCAGUGGCCAUUCAUGUUAUCCGUAGCCAUCCAUGUUAUCUGUGGCCAUCAAUGUGAUCAGUGGCCAUCAAUGUGAUCAGUGGCCAUUCAUGUUAUCUGUAGCCAUCCAUGUUGUCUGUGCCCAUCAAUGUGAUCAGUAGCCAUCCAUGUUAUCUGUAGCCAUCCAUGUUAUCUGUGGCCAUCAAUGUGAUCAGUAGCCAUCCACAUUAUCUGUGGCAAUCCAUGUAAUCAGUAGCCAUCCAUGUUAUCUGUGGCAAUCCAUGUAAUCAGUAGCCAUCUAUGUUAUCAUUAGCCAUCCAUGUUAUCUGUGGCCAUCCAUGUUAUCAGUAGUCAUCAAUGUAAUCAGUAGUCAUCCAUUAACGUGAUCAUUAGCCAUCCAUGUUACUGGUACCCAUCCGUGUUCAAGUAGCUAUCCAUGUUAUCAGUAGCCACCCAAUUAGUUACAUUAAAAGUUCACCAUUAAUGUUAUUCUUGUCUCACUAUUCGAUUUGAAACAAAAAUCUGAUUGCUUCAUACUUACAAUUUCUUUAAUGAUAUCUCUCAGGAACUACAAGGUAAGCCCUAUAUUCCUGGACCCAAUGUUCAUCUGCCUAAAGUUGCCGUUGACAAGACAGCUGUGCACGAGUCUCUCAGGCUGUUCCACGAACAAGGAAAACUAGACUGUUUACAAACUUCUGAGGCUGGCAACAGUUCCAGCUGGUGGUACGUGCCGUUGGCCGUAGGUGCUGGAUUACUAACUGCCGCCCUCUUAUCUGGUGGCAAAAAAACAAAGGAGGGUGAAGGUAUUGACAAGAAUCCAAAGAAGUAGAUUGUGCACAAUAUUGGUGUACAGCAGAUGGGUACAGCAGUUGUGUACAGCAGUGGUGUGCAAAAUGUGUACAGUAGUUCUGUGCAGCUGUUGUGUGCAUCAUGUGUACAGUAGUGGUGUACAGCAGUUGUGUGCAGCAGGUGUGUACAGCAGUUCUGUACAGCAUUUUUACAGCAGUUGUGUGUAGCAGUUGUGCGCAGCAUGUGUACAGUAGUGGUGUACAGCAAUUAUGUACGGCAGUGGUGUACAGCAGUGUGUGUAGGAGUUGUGUUCAGCAUGUGUACAUCAGUUGUGUGCAGCAGUUGUGUGCAGCAUGUGGACAGCAGUUAUGUACAGCAGUGGUGUACAGCAGUGUGUGUAGGAGUUGUGUUCAGCAUGUGUACAUCAGUUGUGUGCAGCAGUCAUGUGCAGCAUGUGUACAUCAGUUUUGUACAUCCGUUGUGUGCAGCAGUCAUGUGCAGCAUGUGUACAUCAGUUUUGUACAGCAGUUGUGUGCAGCAGUCAUGUGCAGCAUGUGUACAUCAGUUUUGUACAUCCGUUGUGUGCAGCAGUCAUGUGCAGCAUGUAUACAUCAGUUUUGUACAUCCGUUGUGUGCAGCAGUCAUGUGCAGCAUGUGUACAUCAGUUUUGUACAUCAGUUGUGUGCAGCAGUCAAUAACUAGUGUGCAUCCAGCCUUAAGUCACCAGUUAUUUAUACAAUUGGAUAUUCAGAAUGUAUCUGUAUUUAUUUCUGGACAUAUUGCUUUUGAAACUUCAUCUAAAAUGUAAUCAACAUUUAAAGUUAACCUCAUGAUCAUAGUUGCUAAAAAAUUUGAUGAUGUGAAUAGCAGUAGUGUAUGAUUAACUCCAAAUGGCUUCUCAUACUGUUUUGCCAGACCUUAAUCACUUCAAAUGGCUUCUCAUACAGAAUUACUAGUCCUUGAUCACAUAAGAUGGCUUCUCAUACUGUAUUACCAGUACUUGAUCACAUAAGAUGACUUCUCAUACUGUAUUACCAGUACUUGAUCACUCCAAAUGACUUCUCAUACUGUAUUAACAGUACUUGAUCACAUAAGAUUACUUCUCAUACUGUAUUACCAGUACUUGAUCACUCCAAAUGACUUCUCAUACUGUAUUACCAGUACUUGAUCACAUAAGAUGACUUCUCAUACUGUAUUACCAGUACUUGAUCACUCCAAAUGACUUCUCAUACUGUAUUACCAGUACUUGAUCAUAUAAGAUGACUUCUCAUACUGUAUUACCAGUACUUGAUCACAUAAGAUAACUUCUCAUACUGUAUUACCAGUCCUUGAUCACAUAAGAUGACUUCUCAUACUGUAUUACCAGUCCUUGAUCACAUAAGAUGGCUUCUCAUACUGUAUUACCAGUCCUUGAUCACAUAAGAUAACUUCUCAUACUGUAUUACCAGUACUUGAUCACAUAAGAUGACUUCUCAAAACCGUAUUACCAGUACUUGAUCACAUAAGAUGACUUCUCAUACUGUAUUACCAGUACUUGAUCACAUAAUAUGACUUCUCAUACUGUAUUACCAGUCCUUGAUCUCUCCAAAUGACUUCUCAUACUGUAUUAACCAGAGUCAACACUGCUUACUGUGGUCCCUAACUUUUAGGAUCACUGGCUAAAAUAUGUUAAAUAUUAGUGCAUAUUUCAUGAGUAAUACAUGAAUACAGUACAGCUGUAAAUGUCAUAGGUAUUGUUUGUAAUACAUGAAUUCAGUACAACUGUAAUUGACAUUGGUACCAGCAUUGUUUGUUACACAUGAAUUCAGUAUAAUUUGGAAUAUAUGAAUUCAAUAUACCUAUAAAUGACAUAGGUACCGGUAUUGUUUGAAAUGCAUGAAUUCAGAUACUCUAUAAAUGACAUUUGUACCAGUAUUGUUUAAAAUACAUGAAUUCAGCACAACUAUAAAUGACUUUGGUAUUGUUCGUAAUACAGGAAUUCAGCACUGUUAGUUUAUCAAGAGUCAUGAGUUUCAGUGCUGUUUAUUUAUCAAGAUUCACGAUUUUCAGUAUUACUAAUGUACAUAUUAUGUUUCUGGAUUAAAGUAACAUUGUUAAAGG